GAGAGACUUGUCGUCGUCGUCGUCGUCGUUGUGCGACUCGAGCCAAAAUAGUUUAUUAUUCGCGCGCGCCACGCCGAAUCGGAAGUGAAUCUCCGAGCAGAUAUUAUAAUCCGAGAGUUGUCACACAUCGUCUUUUCUUUCUUUGGGUUUUCUUUCCCCCCUUUUUUUUGCUGCCGGUGUUGGUGAUUUUGUUUCUAGUGUUCGUGUGUAUAAAAGUGCGAAGAAAGAAGAAGAUUUCAUCCUGCAUCGAAUUGCGGAAGAAGAAAAAAAUCUACGGCACAUCGUCCCAAUCGUUCAAAAACAACGAGUGCGUGUGUUGAAAAAAGAAAGAAAGAAAAAAAGUGCGCAAAUCGCGGUUUUCCCAUCGUCAGCGGGAAAGCUCUUCCCACGCAGUGCGUGCUUCGGUGUAAAAAAAGCGAGUGAACGCGGAGAGCAAGGGCGCGGACCCGACCCGGCUUUUUCUCUCUUCUGCCUCUCUCUCUCUCGCUCUCUCUAUUCUGUGUUUGUGCGCGUGAGUGAGUGUGUGUCAGUGUGUCACUCGUCGUUCUCUCUCUCUCUGCCGCGUCGCACCGGAGGGACGUCGUCGCGUACUGUACUGCAGUCGCCUAUAUUCAGUAGAAAAAUACACAUCGACUGACAAGUAUAAUUAAGAAAGAAAGGAAAAAAAAAAUUACGCAACAACGUAACAAGAGAGAGGCAGAGACGACAUCGGCGUCAACAUGAAUUCCUCGGCGAGGGCCCAGUCGACGCCGAUGGAGCUGCAGACGCUGGGCGGCGCCGCGUCCGCCGGCAGCCAGACGACGAUGAUGACGACGGGCACUACGACGGGCCAGGCCGAGCACCUGACCUCAUCCGGCGCCCAUCAUCAUCAACAUCAUCAUCAUCAUCGGAGCACCGCGCAGCAACGUCAUCAUCAUCGCAGUCGUAGCGCGCCCCGCCAGCCGGAGAAGCCGGCCCGCAAGCGGGCCAACAGCGGCACGCUCAAGUCGGGCAUCAGUCUGGCCUCGAUACCGGCCCACAUCAGGCUGACCAUGCUCAACAGCGGCCUGCUCAGCUUCGAUAAAUACAGAAACGUCGAGGAGAUGAAGCUGGGACCGACGCUACCGAUGACCCCCAUACCGCUGGACAGUUUCUUGACGAUCUGUGAUAUUCGAAGAAAGUUUCCCGUACUUUACAGAGUCGAAUAUCAGGAGGGAACGAGGGCCAAGCCUCACACGAGCAAGGCCGCCAACAAGGAGAUAAACAAGCACAAGAAUACGAAUUCAAAAUGUAUUCCAUACGACUACAACCGAGUGGUGCUGAAGCCGAUCGAAGGUGUACCAGGCUCGGAUUACAUAAAUGCCUCGCACGUCAGUAGUAUACUGAAACCGAAUGCCUACAUCGUAACCCAGGGACCCAACGACUAUACGGUCUGCGAUUUUUGGCGGCUCGUCUGGGAGCAGAACGCCAGCUGCAUCGUCAUGCUCACCAAAACGUUCGAUUUCAUCAAGGUGAUGUGCACGCAGUAUUGGCCGGUGGACCGCGACAAGGAGGAGACCUACGGCGAGAUCACGGUGCGCGUCCUGGACGAGGAGGAGCUGGCCAACUUUCGCAUCAGGACGCUGAGGAUGUACAAAAUGGACCCGACGAGGACCACGAUCACGGAGGAGCGCAAGAUUUUUCAGUUCCACUACACCGAGUGGCACUGCCACACGAAUCCCUUCAGCAACGCCGUGCUGGAGUUUCGCCGGCGCGUCCGAUCGAUGCUCAACUCGAUGCCCACCAACGAUGGACCUAUGGUCGUUCAUUGCAACGACGGAGGUGGCAGGACGGGAGUGUUCCUGAUGAUCGACGCGAACCUCGAGCUCGGCGAGGAGCAGGACGCCUUCGACAUAUUCGGCUACUUCAACAAACUGAGAGACGCCAGGCGGGGUCUCAUUGAAAAUAUGGACCAGUACAGAUUCGUCUACGACACCCUCGAGGAGUUCAUCAGCUGCGGCAUCACCUGGUUCCCGGUGGGCGAGCUCUCGGAACGCCUCAAGAGCAAGAGCAUCAAGGAUCCGCGCACGCGCAACAACGAGUACGUGCGCGAGUACAACAAGGUCUGCAAGCAGACGCCGCGCUUCACCAUCGGCGACUGCGCCGGCGGCCACAGGGCCGACAAUCGCGAGAAGAAUCGCGACGUCCUCGUCGUGCCGCCGGACAACUUCCGACCUUACCUGACGAGCUUCCAGGGCAACACCUUCACGGACUACAUCAACGCCGUCUUCGUUGACGGCUACACGAAACCCCGGGAGUACAUCGUGACCGAGUGGCCGAUGUCGCGCUGCCUCGGCGAGUUCUGGUCCCUCGUCUACGACUACGAGUGCUCGGCGGUCGUCGUGCUCUGCGUGCCGCCCGCCGACUCCACCAGCUAUCCGUCCUUCUGGCCCGACGGCCGCCACUGCAAGACCAAGAAGUACGGGCCCGUAUUCACCAUCGAGCACAUCAGCCACAAUCAUUACUCCAACAUCAAAACUUGGGUCUUUCGGAUAAACAAGAAAAUCGUUUCUCUUACCGAGUUAAUGGCAGGCAUAAAGGCGCCCCCGAAGACGGUCCAGCUGUUCCAGCUGAUCUGCUGGCCGAUGGGCCAGAUGGUGCCCACGUCGACCAACAGCCUCGUCGAGAUGAUGAACAUGGUGGAGCGCUGGCGACAGCACACCUCGUACGGGCCCGUCGCGGUGGUGUCGCCCGACGGCCGGAGUCGCUGCGGCGUCUACUGCGCCGCCAACGCCUGCAUCGAGCAGGUCAUACAGCACGGCGAGGUGGACGUGUUCCAGGCCGUCAAGACGGUGCGCAGGCAUCGGCCCCAGCUCAUACAGAGUCCGACGGAGUACAAGUAUUGCUACGAUCUGGUCCUACAUUACGUGCUGCACUACCUCAGCAAGGACAUGUCGGAGAAGAAGUGAGAACACGAGUUGCGGGACGAG
This is a messenger RNA of Trichogramma pretiosum, 2948 nucleotides long. RefSeq names its product receptor-type tyrosine-protein phosphatase kappa (gene Ptp36E). NCBI's taxonomy places the organism in Eukaryota, Metazoa, Arthropoda, Insecta, Hymenoptera, Trichogrammatidae. Gene Ontology annotation, biological process: protein dephosphorylation. The record is from RefSeq and is a predicted model, not a curated record. The coding region runs from base 720 to 2927 and encodes 735 amino acids. The transcript has 15 exons. Gene Ontology annotation, molecular function: protein tyrosine phosphatase activity.